UCGGCAGCGUCGCUGGCCUCUUUGCCAUCUUCAACGUCACAUCAGAUUCAAUUUGCCUUCCACUCCUGGCUGGGCCGCCUCCUCUGCAGUUUACUCAAACACUACUGUAUCAUAAUCCAAGUUCCUGCUACUCCCCUUCCCUUCCCUUCCCUUGGGGUCUGUCUACUAGUAGUAGGAGUAGUAGUAUUUUCUAGGAUUGUGACUUGCUACUAGUAGUACUAAGGGAGCACUAACCGCUACUGGUAGUAGUAGUAAAAUCCUGAAUGCAGCUGCAUCACGCCAUAUCCUUCAAAUCCCCAAUCCCUCCACCGCCUAAUUAUGCCCUCUCUCCUAGUUAUCCAACCACCAUUCACAACCCUACCUCCAAUCAUUUCUGUCACUCCAAUAGAAAUAUCCCUUCUUCUUCUUCUUCUUAUUAUUAUUACUGCUCAAUCUUUAAUUGCAGUGCCGGUAUUCAAAUCCCUCUUCCCAAGCAGCAGCCUCUUAAUUCCCUCAGCUUCUGCAACAGUAAUAAUGCCUCCUCCUUCGACGUCGACGUCGACGACGAUGAGCGGCUAAGGAAUGUCGGAGUGAUUAAGGAAAUCGACGUCGCAACUCUAGGUAACCUCUGCGUUGACAUUGUACUCAAUGUUCCUCGAUUGCCUCCCAAGCCUCUCGAUCAACGUAAAGCUUACUUGGAUGACGUAUCAAAAUCCCCUCCUGAUAAGAGAAACUGGGAAGCUGGUGGCAACUGUAAUAUGGUAAUAGCAGCGGCAAGACUUGGUCUUAGCUGUGCUACAAUUGGUCAUGUUGGUGAUGAAAUCUAUGGGCAAUUCCUCCUGGAUGUCCUUGAAGACGAGGGUAUUAGUGUAGUUAGGAUGGAUGGAGAGAAUGAUGAAGUUAGCAGUUCAAGUGCAGCCUAUGAAACACUUUUGUGCUGGGUGUUGGUGGACCCUAUGCAAAGACAUGGUUUUUGCAGUCGAGCAGAUUUCAGCAAUGAGCCUGCUUUUGUUUGGAUGAAAAAACUAUCCCCUGAAGCGAAGAAGGCUAUUAAGCACUCAAAAAUCCUUUUCUGCAAUGGUUACGGCUUUGAUGAGCUUGCCCCUAGCCUGCUUGUUUCUGCUUUGGAGUAUGCUGUUGAAGUUGGAACCUCAGUCUUUUUUGACCCUGGACCACGAGGGAAGACGCUUCAUUCAGGAUCACCUGAUGAACAAAGAGCACUUAGCAAGUUCUUAAGAAUGAGUGAUGUCCUUCUGUUAACUUCUGAGGAGGCUGAAUCAUUGACUGGCAUUGGGAACCCAGUUCUGGCAGGACAAGAGUUGCUUCGGAGAGGGACCCGCAUGAAGUGGGUUAUUAUCAAAAUGGGCGCAAAGGGUUCACUUUUAAUUACAACAUCUAGCAUAUCUUGUUCUCCUGCAUUCAAGGUAGAUGUCAUUGACACAGUGGGGUGCGGAGAUAGUUUUGUGGCUGCAAUAGCAUUUGGUUUUAUACAUAAAAUGCCUUUGGUCCAUACGCUGAUGAUAGCAAAUGCAGUGGGUGCUGCAACUGCAAUGGGCUGUGGUGCUGGUAGGAAUGUGGCAAGCCUGGAGCAAGUAAUAGAACUAGUAAGGAGAUCAGACCUCAACGAGGAUGAUAGUUUUUGGAUGGAUCUACUUGAUAAAGACUUGGACGUAGAGCAGAUAACACUGCUUUCAAAUAUGGUCAUAAAUGGGAGCAAUGGUCGGCUGAGUCGUUUAUGCUUGGAAAAAGUGGCGUUGGAAAUGUUACAAAAGCUCGAACACGUCAGGUCACAAAAGGGCGUAGGAGGUGGAGCUCCAUAUGGAUAUGUACUCUGUCAAAUUUACAUGGAGGAACUUGAAUAUCUUCUCAGCAGAUGAAACUUGCUAACAUUCCUUGUAAUUGUUCCUAUUUGGAAUCUGGAUUUGUGAUUAAAAGGAUUUCUUUUGGCUUAGGCAUUGCAGUUUAUUCAAUUUCUUUCUGCAGUCUGAUAUGGAUGUACCAUGUUAGGAGCGGGGAAAGCAGCAGCAGCUAAUGGUUUUUCCUUGAAAGAUUUUGGUUCGUAGAACCGAGUAUGUUUGCCUUUCAAUUUGGCUCACUGUAAUGAAAAGCUUCCCGUAGUGUAUCGGGGCUGUAAUCUCUACUAUCUAGCAGUAUACAAUUUUGCCUGGAUUAAUAGUUGACUUUAUUAUUAUUAUUGUGGCGGUUCUCAAAAAA
This is a messenger RNA of Coffea arabica (coffee), 2193 nucleotides long. RefSeq names its product fructokinase-1. NCBI's taxonomy places the organism in Eukaryota, Viridiplantae, Streptophyta, Magnoliopsida, Gentianales, Rubiaceae. The record is from RefSeq and is a predicted model, not a curated record.